Molecule: messenger RNA, 2190 nt
Organism: Xenopus laevis (African clawed frog)
Lineage: Eukaryota; Metazoa; Chordata; Amphibia; Anura; Pipidae
Gene: bhlha9.L
Product: basic helix-loop-helix family member a9 L homeolog
Exons: 1
Coding region: 109-858 (249 amino acids)
Biological process (GO): anatomical structure morphogenesis; positive regulation of transcription by RNA polymerase II
Cellular component (GO): nucleus
Molecular function (GO): protein dimerization activity; DNA-binding transcription factor activity; E-box binding
Source: RefSeq, a predicted model, not a curated record
CUAUUAAGACAAGACGUUUAAAAGCAACUGUUGCCUAAAGACAGACGUGAAAGGAAUUACAGUAAGAAAAGCCAGGCUUGAUUGAAGAGCAGAGGCAGCUGCAUCACUAUGAGUCUCAGUGAAUCAGACUUCUCAGAUGAUGAGCAAGAAGUCGAAGACGGCCAAGAGCAAUGUUGUGGUCAGCCCCUAAGUGAAUUUCAAACUAGAGAAAGUGGCAGUGAGGUAGAGGAGGCAAAACCCAAGAAGAGGACCAGGCCAGUAAGAUCAAAGGCCAGAAGAAUUGCUGCCAAUGUCAGAGAGAGGAAGAGGAUCCUGGACUACAACCAGGCAUUUAAUGCACUGAGGAAGGCCCUGAAGCAUGACUUAAGUGGCAAGAGGUUAUCCAAGAUAGCUACACUAAAGAGGGCAAUCAACAGAAUAUCUACGCUCUCCAUGUUUCUUCACUCUAGCCCUCCGCAGAAGUGGUCUUGCAGCCAUGCAGAAUGCCGCCUUCAAUAUGACCGGCAAAAGCAGCCAGAAGUUAAGGACAACCCUCAGCGGUUUGUGCAGACUCACCAAGCCAUACCUGCAAGUCACGCUUAUGAAGAAGCCUCCCAUUUCCAGCACUGCCAUUCUCCUCACUAUACAAGGCUUUCCCCAGAGACUUCUUAUAUCCAUUGCCAAUUUGGAAACUCAGCAGAGGAAGAUUUCUAUUCAAGCUCUUCAUACCACACACAUGGAAGUUACAGCAUUGACAUAAGAGGAACUUGCUAUCCGGGUCAUUCAGAAAACCUAGUGGAACCUUCUCCAGGAGCUUUUCCAUGGCAGCUGGGUUGUUUGCAAGGACCUAGUUACCAGCAUUCUCUUCCAAUGCACUGACAUUGGUGUCCGACAGACUCUUGGCAAUUUGCUGCUCCUACACAGAAAAACUGACAUUUUCUUUUAAAGAUCCAUUUGUAACAUAAAAAUGAACUGGCUUAUCUCAGGGACAAAGUAAUAUGAUUUACUAAGUGUUAUUAUGUUCAGCAGCAAAUGGUAUAAUGCAAUUUAAGCACUAAAAAUCAGUUAUGAUGUGUUUUACGCUGUGUAUUUUCUACUGAGCAUCAUUUUUUUUGUUAGUACUAAAACUAAGAUUCUGUUACAAAAUCACUCCAUGUGCAUGUAAAGGUGUAUAUAUAUAUAUAUAUAGAUAUAUAUAUGUGUGUGUGUGUGUGUAUAAACAAUUAAGCGGCACAGUACCUGACUGUGUAUACAGUAGUAUACUGGACUGCUCAUUCCAGAAAACAUGGACCCUUCAUGUAGAAGUGGGUUCAAGUAGGUCCUCCAGUUUGAUACUGUACAUGUCUCUGCUUAACCAUGUGCCACUGUCAUAUUUACUGUCUUGAGUGAGUGUAAUUCUGCUACAGAAGGCAUCGUGGGCACCCAUUUAGGCAGUAAAAGUAUUAUUUUCAAUUAUCAUCCCUUGAAAACGACAUACAUCAGAAGCAUUAACAUCCCUCCUUCAUUUGUUAGCCUUCAUAAGUGUUGAGUAUUUUUAGACCAUUUCUACUGGCCCCUAUGUGCAGGCAACAGGAAUAACCCUGAACCAUUAUAAGGGUUGAUAUCCAUGGUGCCUUGGUUGCAUUUUUCAAAAACUGUGCGCCCCUUUAGUUAGUUAGUUAGUUAGUUAGUUAGGUGGAGGUUGCUAGACCUCAUUUAUCUGUCCGCUGAAAUAAUAGAUAGAUUAAUGAAAUGUGCAUGUGAUUGUGUGUGUUAUAAUGCCUUGAUAUGUUUUUUAGCAACUUUUUAUAGUUUUUUUGCGUGCACCUUUAUCCUCCUUAGAGCCUCGGAGAGAAAGAGAGGUCCAGCAAGGGCUCCAUACAAUGCUCCCCCAGCUGCUAAAAAUCAACAUACAAAAUAUUCCUGUUAAUUUGAAAGAAAGUCAAAUGUUUUGAAACAAACAUCAAAUCUUGUAUUGUAGACCAUGCAGCUAUAUGUUUCUACUUGUGUUUUAUAUACUAUAUAUAUAUAUAUAUAUAUAUAUAUAUAUAUAUAUAUAUAAAUAUAUAACAAUGUCUUAGGACAGCACCUCAUGCCAUAAAGCUACUUGGUAGCUGCCCCUGUGCAAGGAAAUGUGUUAGAUAUCAAUGAAAAAUAAGCCAGCACCAAGGGUCUUAUUAUGAAAAAAAUGUAUAUUAGUACACAGUACACAGACCCUUUGUGCUGGCUUAU